Molecule: messenger RNA, 3055 nt
Organism: Scaptodrosophila lebanonensis
Lineage: Eukaryota; Metazoa; Arthropoda; Insecta; Diptera; Drosophilidae
Gene: Dis3
Product: exosome complex exonuclease RRP44
Exons: 5
Coding region: 39-2984 (981 amino acids)
Biological process (GO): rRNA catabolic process
Cellular component (GO): nuclear exosome (RNase complex); cytoplasmic exosome (RNase complex)
Molecular function (GO): RNA binding; 3'-5'-RNA exonuclease activity; endonuclease activity
Source: RefSeq, a predicted model, not a curated record
UGUGAGUUUGCGUGCAUUUAAAAGUCUUUUCAGUUAAAAUGCAAACUUUACGCGAAUUUACGCGUAAAACAAAACGCGGGAACAUACUGAAAAUUGUACGGGAACAUUAUCUUCGCGAUGAUAUCGGAUGCGGCUCAGAUAUCUGUCAACAUUGCUUCCAAAACGAUGUUUACGCCUUGACUGCGGACCACGAUCUCCAAAGUAGUCUCUUCAAAUAUCCACAUUAUCUUGUCCUGGACACAAAUGUGGUACUGGAUCAAAUCGAUGUGCUGGAGGAGGAUGUGCUGCGUAAUGUAAUUAUCCUGACAACGGUUCUGAAUGAAGUGAAGCACAAGAGUUCGUCAAUCUACAAGCGAAUUAAUGAAAUCAUUCAUGAUCGUCGUCGCAACUUUUACGUGUUUGUCAAUGAACAUCACAAGGACACAUAUGCUGACCGCGAACCAGAUGAGACAGCAAACGAUCGCAAUGAUCGCGCCAUACGCAUAGCUACUAAAUGGUACGACAACCAUUUGAAAUCCUCCCAAGUGUCGAAGUCCUUUCAACGAAGUGGUCGGCAAGUGACUCGUGUGGUAUUGUUGACUGACGAUGCUGGAAACCGUGCCAAGGCUGAGGCGGAGGAUAUUUUGGUGGCCACAGCAUCGGAAUAUGUGAAGUCGCUGUCUGAUCAUCCGCUACUAGCGGAUAAAUUGUCGCACAAGACAUUUGCAAAUGAGAAACAGGCUCUGCCACAGUAUCCGCCUCAUUUGAGCUUGCGAGAAAUACUUGAGGGGCUAAAGCAAAAGAAGUUGCUGCAAGGCUCUUUUCAGGCCUCCCGAGAGAAUUACUUGGAAGGUAAUGUCAACGUGGAGCAGUACGAGAAGGGGAUUUUAAUACAAGGGCGUGAGUCUCUCAACCGCGCAGUCGACGGCGACAUCGUAGCUAUUGAGCUAUUGCCCCAAAGCGAAUGGUCAGCUCCCAGUGAAAUUGUAUUAGAGGAAAAGAAUGUCUAUGCAGACGACUUGCCCAGCGAGGAGCGCACGGAAGAGGAGAAGGUCAUGCUUCAGCAGGUGCGCGCUGCAGCUGUUGUCGAUGCUGAACGCACUCCUACUGGUCGUAUUGUAGGCAUUGUUCGACGAAAGUGGCGUCAGUAUUGCGGCAUUUUGCAGCCUAGCCUGAUAGAGGAUACUAGCAGGCAUAUUUUCGUGCCUGCUGAUCGGAAAAUUCCGCGGAUACGGAUAGAGACACGCCAAGCGGCAACGUUGCAAAAUCAACGUAUCAUUGUAACCAUUGAUAAUUGGCCAAGAAAUUCUCGAUAUCCGCAUGGGCACUUUGUGCGCUCUCUGGGUCCCUUGGGUGACAUGAACACUGAAAAUGAAGUCAUAUUGCUGGAGCACGAUGUACCGCAUUGCAAAUUCUCCGAGGAGGUACUGAGUUUUUUGCCAAAAAUGCCUUGGACGAUCACGCCAGAGGAUUAUGCUAAGAGAGUGGAUUUGCGGGACCUGUACAUCUGUUCUGUAGAUCCGCCAGGGUGCACAGAUAUCGACGACGCACUGCAUUGCCGCGAGCUAGAAAAUGGAAAUCUUGAGGUGGGCGUACACAUCGCAGAUGUGAGCCAUUUUAUACGGCCUGGUAAUGCGCUGGACAAGGAGGCUGCUGCCCGCGGUACUACCGUUUAUUUGGUUGGCAAACGCAUUGACAUGGUUCCCGAGCUUUUGAGUUCCAAUCUGUGCUCGCUUGUUGGCGGUGUGGAGCGUUUUGCCUUCUCAUGCGUGUGGGAAAUGGACAAGGAAGCGAAUAUUAUUAAGAAACGCUUUCACAAGAGUGUCAUCAAAUCGAAGCGCGCUAUGACAUACGAAGAGGCCCAGGUUCUGAUCGAUGAUAGCACACAGGAUAACGAAAUUGCCAAGUCGUUGCGUCAUUUGAAUCGUCUAGCUAAGAUUCUGAAAAAACGACGAAUGGACAAUGGCGCGCUAGUAUUGGCAUCCCCAGAGAUUCGGUUCCAGGUGGACAGCGAAACGCAUGAACCACUUGAAGUUGAGGUCAAACAGCUGCGCGAUACCAAUUCCAUGGUCGAGGAGUUUAUGUUGUUGGCAAAUAUAUCCGUGGCGGAGCAUAUUGCUGCCGAAUUUUCAGAGUGCGCGGUGCUGCGUCGCCAUCCAAAACCACCGACAACGAAUUUUGACCCGCUGAUCAAGGCAGCGCGUUACCAGGGCUUUGAAAUCGAAACGGAAACUGGUCUGUCACUGUCCCAUUCGCUGGAUAAAUGUGUGAAGGCGGAUAAUCCGUAUUUCAAUACCAUGAUACGAAUACUGACUACCCGUUGCAUGAUGCAGGCCGUCUAUUUUAUUAGCGGCAGCUUGCAGAAGGAGGAAUUUUUCCACUAUGGGUUAGCUGCGCCGAUUUAUACGCAUUUUACGUCACCUAUUCGACGAUACUCGGACAUUAUGGUGCACCGCUUGCUGGCCGCUUCAAUUGGAGCUGAUAGCACCUAUGCACAGCUGCUUGAACGCAAAUCGAAUGAGGAACUGUGCCACAAUUUGAAUUAUCGUCAUAAAAUGGCGCAAUACGCCGGACGAGCUUCAGUCGGGCUCAACACGCACUUAUUUUUCCGUGGCAAGGAGGAGGAUGAGGAGGGCUAUGUGCUCUUUGUACGUAAAAAUGCUCUGCAAGUACUCAUACCUAAAUAUGGACUGGAGGGUACACUCUAUCUGAAGACCGACAAAGACGGCAAGGAUGGACAUGAGCGAGCGAAGAGCACAGUUGUGUUCACUUUCAGUGAAGAAGAUCAUACGCAGCGUUGUGGAAACGUUGUUUUCCAUUCCUUUGAUCCGGUUACUGUCCGAUUAAGUCUGGACUCGAGCAAUGUGCAACAUGAGAAAUUGGUAUUCCGCUUGGUCAAACCCUAUAUCAAGGGAUUUAGCGUAGAAACAGGAUCGGAGAGUGCCGCCGAUGUUGCUGCUCCGCCACCCACAAAAAAGACUAAGAAGAACCAGAAGAAAAAAUAGCCAACAAAAUAUAAUAAAUGUUCGUAACAUGUAUGAUUGCAAAGAAUAUAAGUACUAUAAUCAGAAAAUUA